This is a messenger RNA of Closterium sp. Yama58-4, 1113 nucleotides long. The record is from the annotation of a GenBank genome assembly. Lineage: Eukaryota; Viridiplantae; Streptophyta; Zygnematophyceae; Desmidiales; Closteriaceae.
AUGUCACGGGUAAUGUGCUGCCUGCUUCCUCUGCUCCCUGUCUUCCUCUCCCCCCUCAUCUCCCCAUUCUUCCUCCCCCCUUUGCUCUUCCCCGCCCUGCUUUAUGCGUGGCAGGUGUGGCCGUACCUGAAGGUGCGGAGGGCGCUGUACCGCUUCCGGGUGUUGGGGGCGGCCAACACGCGCUUCUUCAAUCUGCGCUUCAUCUGCACCACCCCCCGCAACUACCCCCACUUCACCCCGCCCUUCUCUGGCGACAAGCUGCCCAUCAUUGUGGUGCGUGCCAGCCACUGUGACUUGCCACUUUUCCCCAGCACCACUCCAUGCCACUCCGCACCCAUGUACCAACCCCUGCACCUCACGAAUCACCUUUGCCCCUGUACUACCCCGACUUCACUCCGCCCUUCACGUGCGUUGCAUGCGUGCUGGAUUGUGAAAUGCCGCAUUGCGCUGCACCCACUUCCCCAGCACCACUCCGCACCACGCUGCACCACUCUCCCCCGAAUUUUUCCAAUCCCUUUUCUUUGCACCUGUCCUCCCGCCCACUCUUCUCCACCCCCACCCUCCACUCAUCAGAUCGGGUCAGACGGGGGCUACCUCCCUCGUCCAGCAGUGCGCACGUCACUCCUAGUGGCGCCAGCGGAGCGGUACGACAUUCUCGUCGACUUCUCCUCGCUGCGCUCCUCCUCUGCUGACGUCAUCCUCACCAACGACGCCCCGGCGCCCUUCCCUGCGGGCGAGCCAGUGACCAACGACACCACUGUCGUCAUGCGCUUCAUUGUCGAUCAUGAGAGCCCCCGCCUGCCCGCCCCACGCAUCCCCAAGUCCCUCGUGCCGGUGCCCCCUGUGGACACAUCUCGGGUGGUGGUGGAGCGGUGGAUCACAGCGGUGGAGGAGACAGACCCCGCCACGGGGCAGUCUAUCCGCCUGCUGCUGGGCGACCUGCCCUACAGCGCCCCGCCCACUGAGACGCCCCAGGAGGUGAGUCACUGCUGGGGUCAUGGCACAAGGGGGCACAUAGCGUGCGGUGCAGUCAAGACCCAUUCAGUACGCACAUGCCAAUUCUCCUCCAUGUUCCCUCUCGGGCUUCUGUACGGCUAUUUGGCAUUUGUCUAG